CGUGGGUCGAUUCUGGCCAGCAACGAGAAGCAAGCCUGGUUGGUGAGUCUGGGCCUCGCGUUUGACUGGCAUCUUCCGUUCAGGUCCCGAGCCGAACAGAUCGUCCGUCCGUACGCUCACUCCCGUCUAGAUUUCCCCGAGUUCGUUGGAUCCUCCCUUGAGCCUGCAAGAUGACUGACCCCGUGGGUGGAGAUUGCGAGACUUUCGCCUUCCAGGCCGAGAUCGCCCAGUUGAUGUCCCUCAUCAUCAACACGUUCUACUCGAACAAGGAAAUCUUCCUCCGCGAGUUGAUCUCCAACUCGAGCGAUGCCUUGGACAAGAUCCGCUAUGAGUCGCUGACUGACCCGUCCAAAUUGGAUUCUCAGAAGGAGCUCUUCAUUAAGAUCGUGCCCGACAAGGACGCCAAGACCCUGACCAUCCAAGACAGUGGCAUUGGGAUGACCAAGGCCGACUUGAUCAACAACUUGGGUACGAUUGCCAAGUCUGGCACGAAGGCUUUCAUGGAAGCCCUGCAAGCCGGCGCUGACAUCAGUAUGAUUGGUCAAUUUGGCGUGGGCUUCUACUCUGCCUAUUUGAUCGCCGAUAAGGUGACGGUGACCUCCAAGCACAACGAUGAUGAGCAGUACAUUUGGGAGUCGUCGGCCGGCGGUUCCUUCACCAUCCGCACCGACCCGGGCACGCCCAUUGGCCGUGGCACGCAGAUUGUGCUCCACUUGAAGGAGGACCAGACCGAGUACUUGGAAGAGCGACGGAUCAAGGAGGUGGUCAAGAAGCACUCUCAGUUCAUUGGUUACCCCAUCAAGUUGUUGGUCGAGAAGGAGCGCGACAAGGAGAUCUCCGACGACGAGGCCGAGGAUGAGGACAAGAAAGAGGACGAGGAGAAGAAGGAAGGCCAAGAGGCCGAUCAGCCCAAGAUCGAAGAUGUGGGCGAGGAUGAGGAUGCCGAUAGCAAGGAGAAGAAGAAGAAAAAGAAGACCAUCAAGGAGAAGUACACCGAAGACGAGGAGCUCAACAAGACCAAGCCUCUGUGGACCCGGAAUCCCGAUGAUAUCAGUCAAGAGGAAUACGGCGAAUUCUACAAGAGUCUGACCAACGAUUGGGAGGAGCAUUUGGCCGUCAAGCACUUCUCCGUCGAGGGCCAACUCGAGUUCCGCGCUCUACUCUUCGUGCCCAAGCGCGCUCCCUUCGACUUGUUUGAGAACAAGAAGGCCAAGAACAACAUCAAGCUCUACGUGCGACGCGUCUUCAUCAUGGAUAAUUGCGAAGAGCUCAUCCCGGAAUACCUGAACUUCAUCCGUGGUGUGGUCGACUCAGAGGAUUUGCCCCUGAACAUCUCCCGUGAGAUGCUUCAACAGAACAAGAUCUUGAAGGUCAUCCGCAAGAAUCUGGUCAAGAAAUGCAUGGACCUGUUCGAGGAAUUGGCCGAAGACAAGGACAAUUACAAGAAGUACUACGAGCAGUUCUCCAAGAACAUCAAAUUGGGCAUCCACGAGGACUCGACCAACCGUAAGAAGUUGGCCGCUCUUCUGCGAUACUCCACCUCCGCCUCCGGUGAUGACAUGUGCUCGUUUGCCGACUAUGUGUCCCGCAUGAAGGAGAAUCAGAAAGACAUCUAUUACAUUACCGGGGAAUCCAAGGAGGUCGUGGCCGCCUCGGCCUUCGUCGAGCGUCUGAAGAAGCGUGGACUCGAGGUGGUCUACAUGACCGAGCCCAUCGACGAGUACGUCGUCCAACAACUCAAGGAAUACGACGGAAAGAACCUCGUGUCGGUCACCAAAGAAGGACUCGAGUUGCCCGAGGAUGAGGAGGAGAAGAAAAAGUUCGAAGAGGCCAAGACCAAGUUCGAGGGUCUGUGCAAGGUCAUGAAGGACAUCUUGGACAAGAAGGUGGAGAAGGUUAUCGUAUCCAACCGCUUGGUCAACUCACCCUGCUGCAUCGUCACCAGCCAAUACGGUUGGACCGCCAACAUGGAGCGAAUUAUGAAGGCCCAGGCUCUGCGCGACACCUCCACCAUGGGCUACAUGGCGGCCAAGAAGCAAUUGGAAAUCAACCCCGAUCACUCCAUCGUCGAGAAUCUGCGACAGAAGGCUGAGGCCGACAAGAACGACAAAUCUGUCAAGGAUCUCGUGCUAUUGCUCUUCGAGACCGCCCUGCUCAGCUCCGGAUUCUCCCUGGAAGAUCCCGCCGUUCAUUCUCAACGCAUUCAUCGGAUGAUCAAAUUGGGCUUGGGUAUUGACGAGGAUGAGGCCGAGGUGGCCGGCGAGGAUAACGCCGAAGAGAUGCCCGAACUCGAGGGUGACGAAGAUGACGCCGGUCGCAUGGAAGAAGUCGAUUAAACUGCCCCAUGUCACUCGUCUAAUCAGAUAUGAUCUCUCUGUGUUGUUUUUUUAUUUCAUUCUGAUAUGUCUUGUGCAUAAGCAUUGCGUCUUAGAACAAACAAUUCCCCACAUUCUUGUCAGUAUCUUGGUAACACACCUAAUGCUUCUUGGACUCUUAAAUAAAGACCAAAGUAAACGCCAA
Tigriopus californicus is the source of this 2520-nucleotide messenger RNA. RefSeq names its product heat shock protein 83-like (gene Hsp83). Gene Ontology annotation, biological process: protein folding; cellular response to heat; protein stabilization. Gene Ontology annotation, cellular component: plasma membrane; cytosol; perinuclear region of cytoplasm. The coding region runs from base 171 to 2336 and encodes 721 amino acids. NCBI's taxonomy places the organism in Eukaryota, Metazoa, Arthropoda, Copepoda, Harpacticoida, Harpacticidae. Gene Ontology annotation, molecular function: ATP binding; ATP-dependent protein folding chaperone; ATP hydrolysis activity. The record is from RefSeq and is a predicted model, not a curated record. The transcript is spliced from 2 exons.